Eucalyptus grandis is the source of this 2425-nucleotide messenger RNA. Its product is annotated as auxin transporter-like protein 4. The record is from RefSeq and is a predicted model, not a curated record. The transcript has 9 exons. Gene Ontology annotation, cellular component: plasma membrane. NCBI's taxonomy places the organism in Eukaryota, Viridiplantae, Streptophyta, Magnoliopsida, Myrtales, Myrtaceae. Bases 639 to 2126 code for a protein of 495 amino acids.
UAGAAAAAGGAGAAAUACGAGUAAUUUGUGAAGUAUUGUAAGGCUUCCCUUUUGUUGUUUUGCUAUAAAUAUAAAGCACGUUUCGCCAGAGAGCCGAAACUGGAAAAGGUGGUCUCUUUUGCUUUCCUUCUCCCCACGCAGCAGCCUCCCCUCCGAGCCUCCCCUCCUGACCUGCCCCCCUGACACUGCGAGGUCGUACUGAGGUGGCUCGCUCCACUGGCGUUCCACUGAGACGGGCGGCUUUGUUUUUGCUUUCGAGGAUCGCCGUCUUCGGCCGUCGCUUUUCGCACCCGCUGCUGCAGAUUGGUGGCUCAUUUAAUUCUCGUUCGCAUACCCGAGCGACAAAGGAGAGGCAGCCUGCCUUGGAGCCGCGGGGAAGAAGCUCGCACAAUUAUUUCGAGCAUUCAAGUCUCGCUGCCCCCUCCUUCCCUCCCUCUCGCUUCGGCCGUGCUGAUACGGACAGCUGCUCUCUACAUAGAAAUCCACGAGAGCUCUUCAACAGCGGACUCGAGUCUGAGUUGAUUCUGUUCGGUUCCUCUCCGUUUUCGAACUAAGAGACCUGUCGAAACCCAAAGGAUCGAAGCGCGAACUUUCGUAGAGGGGCAACGGAAACGAAGACGCGCGGAAACGCACGCACAAUGUUGGGUCAGAAGCAAGCAGAAGAAGCCAUCGUGGCCUCCAACCUGAGCGAGUCGACGGAGCAUGACGCCGUCAAGCUGGAGGAAGACGGCGGCGCCGAGAAGCAGCUGGGCGACCGCUCCCCCGGCUCCUCCAUCUUCAACGUCAAGAGUAUCCUCUGGCACGGCGGAUCCGCCUGGGACGCCUGGUUCAGCUGCGCCUCUAAUCAGGUGGCGCAAGUGCUGCUGACGCUGCCGUACUCGUUCUCGCAGCUGGGGAUCCUGUCGGGGAUACUGUUCCAGAUAUUCUACGGGCUCAUGGGAAGCUGGACGGCCUACCUCAUCAGUGUCCUCUACAUCGAGUACCGAACCCGCAAGGAGAAAGAGAAUGUCAGCUUCAAGAACCAUGUCAUUCAGUGGUUCGAAGUGCUGGAUGGAUUACUGGGUCCUUACUGGAAAGCGGUGGGACUCGCCUUCAACUGUACUUUCCUCCUGUUCGGUUCCGUUAUUCAGCUCAUCGCCUGUGCCAGCAACAUAUACUACAUCAACGAUCAUCUGGACAAGCGGACGUGGACCUACAUCUUCGGCGCCUGCUGCGCCACCACCGUCUUCAUCCCUUCCUUCCACAACUACCGGAUUUGGUCAUUCCUCGGCCUCGGCAUGACCACCUACACCGCCUGGUACCUCACCAUCGCCGCCGUCCUCCACGGCCAGGAGAAGGGGGUGAUGCACACGGCGCCGUCGAAGCUGGUGCUCUACUUCACCGGAGCCACCAACGUACUCUACACCUUCGGCGGACAUGCUGUCACUGUGGAGAUCAUGCAUGCAAUGUGGAAGCCCCAGAAGUUUAAGUACAUAUAUCUGAUCGCCACGCUCUACGUCUUCACGCUUACCAUUCCGUCGGCCACCGCCGUCUACUGGGCCUUCGGCGACCGGCUCCUCGACCACUCCAACGCCUUCGCUCUCCUGCCGAAGACCGGGUUCCGCGACGCCGCCGUCAUCCUAAUGCUCAUUCAUCAGUUCAUCACGUUCGGGUUCGCGUGCACGCCGCUCUACUUCGUGUGGGAGAAAGUGAUCGGGAUGCACGACACGAAGAGCUUAUGCCUGAGGGCGCUCGCCCGGCUGCCGGUGGUCAUACCCAUCUGGUUCCUGGCCAUCAUCUUCCCCUUCUUCGGCCCCAUCAACUCCGCCGUCGGCGCCCUCCUGGUCAGCUUCACCGUCUACAUCAUCCCCUCCCUCGCCCACAUGCUCACCUUCCGAACGGCCUCCGCUCGCCAGAAUGCGGUGGAGAAGCCGCCCUUCUUCCUGCCGAGCUGGACUGCGAUGUACGUGUUCAAUGCCUUCGUGGUCGGGUGGGUCCUCGUCGUGGGAUUCGGGUUCGGCGGGUGGGCCAGCAUGAGCAACUUCGUCAGGCAGGUCGACACGUUUGGGCUCUUCGCCAAGUGCUACCAGUGCAAGCCUCCUGCGCCCCCCGCAGCGGCGGGGGCGGCCGCAACCCACCAUCGCUGAGCCCGCCUCGCCUCACCUCGCCUCGCCUCCGCCGGAGUUAGUGGCCUCGAUUUCUCUUCAGUCCCCGCGAGUCCAUAGAUUGUAAUAUACAUGGGGAGGUAGCAAUUCUUCCCUACGUUGUGUGUGUGGUUGAGUAGUCUGCUUCUUCUUCUUUUUUGCGCUUUUCUAAUGGCGUUUCCAUUUAUUUUUUAUUUGUUAAUUUAGGUGGUAAUAUAUAGAGAGAGAGAGAGUGUGUGCUGAAUGAUGGAGAUUCCUUUUGGUAUUAAUUUAAAAAUUUAGAUAAUAGUCUUCAAUUUGGG